AUGGCGGAAAACAAAGGAGGCGGCGGCGGCGGGGAGGGGGCUGCUGAGACCGGGCCGGGUGCCGGCAGUAGUCUAGAGCCUACGGUGGCAUCCCCCAUCGCCGCCGCGCCGCCCGAGGAGAGGGAGAGCCCGGGCGCGGCGGCGGCAGCAGUGGUGGAGCGUAGUCUCGGGGAGGCCGAGGCCGAGGCGGCGGCGGGGCCCGGUGUCGUUCCAGGGCCGGGCCCCAGCCCGGUGCCCCCGCUGACUCCGGCGGCUCCGGGGCCUUUCUCGCUGCUGGACACCUGCGCCGUUUGCGCGCAGAGCCUGCAGAGCCGGCGCGAAGCCGAACCCAAGCUGCUCCCCUGCCUGCACUCCUUCUGCCGGCGCUGCCUGCCUGAGCCCGAGCGGCAGCUCAGCGUGCCUGUGCCCGGCGGCGCCAACGGCGACGUCCAGCAAGUUGGUGUAAUCAGAUGUCCAAUCUGCCGCCAGGAAUGCAGACAGAUCGAUCUGGUGGAUAACUACUUUGUGAAAGACACAUCCGAGACGCCGAGCAGCUCCGAUGAGAAGUCAGAACAGGUGUGUACAAGCUGUGAAGAUAAUGCUAGUGCUGUUGGAUUUUGUGUGGAGUGUGGGGAAUGGUUGUGCAAGACUUGUAUAGAAGCUCAUCAGCGAGUCAAAUUCACUAAAGAUCAUAUGAUCAGAAAAAAAGAGGAUGUAUCUUCAGAGGCCGUGGGAGCAUCUGGUCAACGUCCUGUUUUCUGUCCUGUCCACAAACAAGAGCAGUUAAAACUUUUCUGUGAAACAUGUGACAGGCUGACAUGCAGAGACUGUCAGUUACUGGAACACAAAGAACACAGGUAUCAGUUUCUGGAAGAAGCUUUUCAGAACCAGAAGGGUGCCAUUGAGAACCUAUUGGCCAAACUCCUCGAGAAGAAGAAUUAUGUAAAUUUUGCAGCUACUCAAGUUCAGAAUAGGAUAAAAGAAGUAAAUGAAACCAACAAACGAGUGGAACAGGAAAUCAAAGUGGCUAUAUUCACCCUCAUCAAUGAAAUCAAUAAAAAAGGAAAAUCUCUCUUACAGCACCUUGAGAAUGUAACAAAGGAGAGACAGAUGAAGUUAAUACAACAACAAAAUGACAUCACUGGUCUUUCACGCCAAGUGAAGCAUGUAAUGAACUUUACUAAUUGGGCUAUUGCAAGUGGCAGCAGUACUGCUUUGCUCUACAGUAAACGGCUGAUAACAUUCCAGUUACGUCACAUUUUAAAGGCACGUUGUGAUCCUGUCCCUGCUGCCAACGGAGCCAUCCGCUUCCACUGUGACCCUACCUUCUGGGCAAAGAAUGUCGUCAAUUUAGGUAACCUUGUCAUUGAAAAUAAACCAACUCCUAGUUACACUCCUAACGUAGUGGUUGGACAGGCUCCUCCAGGAACAAACCACAUCAACAAAACUCCAGGACAAAUCAACCUGGCACAGCUUCGACUUCAGCAUAUGCAGCAGCAAGUGUAUGCACAAAAGCAUCAGCAACUGCAGCAGAUGAGGAUGGCACAGCCAACUGGGUCAGUUCCCAGGCAGACAAGCCCACAAAUCAUACAGCAGCAGCCUCCCAGGUUGAUCAGCAUGCAGACCAUGCAGAGGGGUAACAUGAACUGUGGGGCUUUCCAAGCACAUCAGAUGAGAAUGGCUCAGAAUGCUGCUCGUAUACCAGGAAUACCACGCCACAAUGGACCACAGUACUCCAUGAUGCAGCCUCACCUUCAAAGACAACAUUCUAACCCUGGGCAUGCAGGGCCUUUCCCGGUUGUUUCUGUGCACAACACCACUAUUAAUCCAACUAGUCCUACUACAGCAACAAUGGCAAGUGCAAACCGUGGUCCCACCAGCCCAUCCAUUACUGCAAUUGAGCUCAUCCCCUCUGUCACAAACCCAGAGAAUUUACCUUCCCUGCCGGACAUCCCACCCAUCCAGCUUGAAGAUGCUGGCUCAAGUAGUCUAGAUAACCUUCUAAGCAGAUACAUUACAAGCAGCCACCUACCCCCUCAACCUACAAGUACCAUGAAUCCCUCCCCAGGACCUUCAGCUCUCUCUCCAGGGUCAUCAGGUUUAUCCAACUCCCACACUCCUGUGAGGCCACCUAGUACCUCCAGCACAGGCAGCAGAGGAAGUUGUGGCUCCUCAGGCAGAACUGCUGAGAAAACUAGUGUUAACUUCAAAUCUGACCAAGUGAGAGUCAAGCAAGAACCAGGGACAGAGGAAGAGAUAUGCAGCUUCUCAGGAACAGUGAAACAGGAGAAAACAGAGGACGGCAGAAGGAGUGCUUGCAUGCUUAGCAGUCCUGAGAGCAGCUUGACACCACCACUGUCCACUAACUUGCAUCUGGAAAGUGAAUUAGAAGCAUUAGGAAGCCUUGAAAACCAUGUGAAAACUGAACCAGCAGAUUUAAGUGAAAGUUGCAAACAGUCUGGACACAGCCUUGUAAAUGGAAAAUCCCCAGUGAGGAGCCUCAUGCACCGAUCAGCUCGGAUUGGAGGAGAAGGCAGUAACAAAGAUGAUGACCCCAACGAAGACUGGUGUGCUGUAUGCCAAAAUGGAGGGGAUCUCUUAUGCUGUGAAAAGUGCCCAAAGGUGUUUCACCUCACUUGUCAUGUACCAACACUCCUCAGCUUCCCAAGUGGGGAGUGGAUAUGUACAUUCUGCAGAGACCUGAGCAAACCUGAAGUAGAAUAUGAUUGUGACAAUUCACAGCACAGCAAGAAGGGGAAAACAGCACAAGGCCUGAGUCCCGUGGACCAAAGGAAAUGUGAACGUCUCCUGCUUUACCUGUAUUGCCAUGAGCUGAGCAUUGAAUUUCAAGAGCCAGUCCCAGCCUCGAUACCAAACUACUAUAAAAUUAUAAAGAAACCAAUGGAUUUAUCUACAGUGAAAAAGAAACUGCAGAAGAAGCAUUCCCAACACUACCAAACUCCAGAGGAUUUUGUGGCAGAUGUCCGGUUGAUCUUCAAGAACUGUGAAAGGUUUAAUGAAAUGAUGAAAGUUGUUCAAGUUUAUGCAGAAACACAAGAGAUUAAUUUGAAGGCUGAUUCAGAAGUAGCACAGGCAGGGAAGGCAGUUGCAUUAUACUUUGAAGAUAAACUUACAGAGAUCUACCCAGACAGGACCUUCCAGCCUUUGCCUGAAUUUGAGCAGGAAGAGGAUGAUGGUGAAAUAACUGAGGACUCCGAUGAAGAUUUUAUACAACCACGUAGAAAACGCCUAAAAUCAGAUGAGAGACCAGUGCAUAUAAAGUAACCUAAUAAUAUGGACCUAAAAUUUAUUGUAAAAACUGUUAUUUAAGUGUUCUGGAAUAUUAUCAUGCCUACAGUGGCCAACCUGAAGAAGCUGAUAGCUUUUUAACAGUAUUAGAUUACAAAAAAAAAGCCCCACUUGUACAGAAAAGCAUUCUCAUCAAAAGGGGAAUAAUGUAUUGUAAUAUUUUCGUGGUUUGUUUGGGUUUUGUUUUUUUUCCCCCUUUAUUAUUUACUAUAUUCUUUCUUUUCCUGAUGGAGGGGACAGACUCAUCCUGGUCUCGCAGAUAGAGGAUGAAUACU
This is a messenger RNA of Indicator indicator, 3563 nucleotides long. It is a transcript of the gene TRIM33, whose product is annotated as tripartite motif containing 33. The transcript is spliced from 20 exons. Gene Ontology annotation, molecular function: zinc ion binding; protein binding. The coding region runs from base 1 to 3264 and encodes 1087 amino acids. Lineage: Eukaryota; Metazoa; Chordata; Aves; Piciformes; Indicatoridae. The record is from RefSeq and is a predicted model, not a curated record.